AUGCUUAGAAGAAAGCCACCACCACUGGAUAUCGACUUAAACCUCAAUGUAAAUUCAACCAUAACAUCAAGCGCAAUUGUACUGCCGCAUUCGCCUUCACGUUUAUCAUCACCUUCACCACUGCCGCAGCAGCAGCAACAACAACAACAACAGCCGCCACCACCACCACCACUACCGGAGCUGCUGCCACCAAAGCCGACAAAGCCACUUCCACCACCAUCAUCAUCUCCACCUCCACCACCAACAGCAACAGCAACAGCAGCAACAACAACAACAACAAAAACAAAAACAGCAACGGAUAUGGGUUGUCUUGAUAGUAGCUAUAACAUUAGUAAUGAUUUUAUUGCUUCGGCAAAUACCAAAAUACCAGCUAGACCCAAACUGCAAAUGAUUCAUAUGACACGAGCAUCGUAUUCCGAACAACCUGUACAAACUUUACAACAACAACAACAGCAGCAACAGCAGCAGCCGCAAAUGGAUUACAUGGGUCUGAUUGCUCUAGAAUCAAACUAUAUUAAUUCUUCGUUUGAUGAAUCAUUCAGCUUGGCGGACUCACCCAAACCGAGGGGCCCACGAGACAUAUCAGAUUACGAGAACAACAUUUACAUCGAUGACGACAACGAAGACGACAACAACCACAACAAAAACAGUACUUUUCUUGAAGCUUCUCCCAGUAUGAACUCUAUGCAAACCCCAAGUACUAGUAUUUUGCCAAGGAGUCGAUAUCAACUGCGACGAAGCUUUCAGCAAAUCUCACGCCCCGGAGCAGUAUCAUCUCCUAGUCAGUCGGGAUUGUCUAACGUUGAUACAACUUCAUAUUCAACGCAACGGCAGCAACGGCAGCAACGGCAGCAACAACAACAACAGCCACAACAGCAAAAACUACCACACGAAAUCCACACACCAGAGCGAAAUCUACCUUAUCCGACAAAGCCAAUUGAAGAUCUCUUAGCAGAAGAUAUUGAACAAGGUUAUUCGUUCUACGUCGAUUCUCCUUCACAACAACGAACACGAGUUAUAAUUGAUCACUCGGUUAAGAACAUUUCACCUCAGUUAACCGAUGUUCCAAAUUUAAGUAACCGAAGCUCUCAAUCUACAAUUCAUGUUCAAAAUCGGCGUCCAUCACUGCAGUACGACCCCGAAUCACCAAUGAGCUCGUCACCAUUGUCGAACUAUACUCCGAGACACAAGCAUUCGACCUAUUCCUUUUCGAACGAACCCGAUAUUGCUAUUUUACCCAACGGUCAGAGCCGAUCUCCAUCGCCAGAUAAAUUGUUUCAAAGUAAACACAAUUCAAUAAUAAGCAACUACCAGCAAGCAGAAGGGUACUUUGAUGGCCAUUAUGAACGCAAUGACUACAACUAUUACAGCGACUAUAAUGAGUACACUAACAACGAUGACAGCGGCAUGACAAAUGAAUAUACAGCCGCACCGUCACCAAACCUUCCCAGAUCACCACAGCUGCAAUAUAGAGUUGUCUCGGACAAUCCAUUUUACAUCGAUGAGAAUGAUGGAAAUAAUAAUAUGGACAAUUACACAAAUGCAGAUUAUGAAUCCCCAGUGACCGACUACUUUGACUACUCAAUACUACCUGAAUUACCUAGUAAGGUACCUACGUCGGUUGAACGAAAGGAUUUUCCUCUCCCAUCGUUACCUGACAAACCUUUACUGACUGUCCCAAGGACAAAGGAAAAACAAGAGCUUCCACCACUACCACUUGAUCUUCCACAAUUGCCAUUUAACUCAGCAUCUUUGCAAGAAGCACAUUUUGCAUCAUGUCCACAGGUAUGGUCACUUUCGCAAAUCUUCAAAUGGUGCUGCAAAUUACAAAUAUGGCUUGCAGAGCUGACGAUAUCAAGGUCAGAUUUGACAAAGGCAAUUGUUCGACUUUUGGCGUUCCACCGUAGUGAUGUACCACUAAACAUAAUCACACGAAGCUCUCAGACCGCGUUCAAUGCAUUUUUGCAGGCAAAAGCCAUUGAGGUGAUGGAGCUUCACACAGCAACAGAUAAGGGUGAUCGAAGUAUUGUUGCUUUUAAUGAACAUAUAUAUGUCAACGGUGUUUUCCCAGAACUUACUGGAUGUUAUUCACCCACCCCACAUUCCAAAGAUGAAGAGAGCCUAUGCUAUGCGAGCUAUUGCAAUUUCAGUAAGAUGAAAAAUUUGGAAAGAAAGAUGCGCAAUAUGAAUAUCAAAGAUAUAGUUUUAGCAAAUGAUUGGGCUUCGCAUUGGCGGUUAACUAUUGAUGAUCUAAAAGGAAUUGAUCCAACACUUAUUAAGAGACAAUCACUUAUAUUUGACUUAUUAAGGUACGAACAAACAUUCAUUCAAAGAGCUCAAUGUUUUGUUGAAGUUGUGUGUCCCGCAUUUAUCAAAACUGCGCAAACGUAUACCAGCAACUCCAAGGUUAAAAAGUUUCAAAGCGAAGUCUUACCAGCAGCACGGAAUAUUUUGGAAAUUCAUCAGCGAAAGCUUUUUGAGCCUCUUUUGAAAAUUCUUAUUGCUGAAGGCAAAUUCAUCAUGAGCAUCAUUGAAAUUGUCAACAUUUAUAUUGAUUGGGCUAAAGAAGUGAGGUCACAUUUAAUGACGUAUACGAACAAUAUGCCUAUGAUUGAAGAUUUGUUAAGCAUUGCAGAGCUAAAAGCAUUUGUUGAUACUAAAAUUGGUGUUUUACCAAGGGUUCGAGAACUUAAAGUUAAUAUUGCUAUACUAUUUAUUAGCACUUUCAACUCAAGGUACCAACAAAUACCGUUGCAGUUACUCGAUAUUAGAAAUAAAUACCAAGAAAAUGAGCCCGAGCAUUUCUUGUUGAAACAAGCUAGUGAUGAGAUAAAGGGCCUUGGAUCUAAGAUAAACGACUCUAAGAGAACCGCUGAUAAUGUCCACGCAAUGGAACAAAUUAAAGCACAGUUACUGUGGAAAUCUAGCGUUAAGCAAAUAAACCUCAAUUUGAAUUCGUCAAAUAGGAAGUUCAUAUGUCGUGGCGACCUUACGCGUAAAAGUGAUCUUAAACUAACUACGCAGAUAAACCACCUAGUCAUUUUAGAUAACUAUUUAUUGAUUACCGAACGUGUCAAGAACCCGAAAAUAUCAGGGAUCUUGUACAAAAUAUGCGAAGACCCUAUUCCAAUUGACUUUUUGAUGUUUUCUCAAAAAGUUGCAGGUUCCACAGUGUACCCAAUCAAGCUUGCUUCUACAUCAAGCUUUAGAACUCCAAUCCAGCAACAACUACAACAACAACAACAACAACAACAACAACAACCACAGCUGUAUCAACUGCAUCAACUGCAUCAAUCGCAACAACAACAACAACAACAACAACUGCUGCAAUCGCAAACUAAUGCUCAACUUGAUGAAGACGAUUCAAUUCAGUAUGCAGUUCGUUUGCAAUAUGCUGGGAAGCCCAAACAUUCAUUUACAUUUUCAUGUAAAACCGAACGUGAAAAGGAUGACUGGAUAAGCUAUUUGACCAUGGCAAAGACCAAUAUGUGUAAGCGGUUGUUCAAUUCUGCUGCAUACAUUCCACAUCCAUUAUCAACCACAUGUUUUGCAUACGAGUUUCAUCACAAGACUCCAAAACUUCCGAUUUCCGUUCCAUUUGAUCAAGUGUAUGAUAUGUGUCAGGACUCGCGUUCGAAACUCAUGCAACUCGGAAUAGGUGACGAUGUGAUGAAUGGAAAUCUUCCUAGAAGCAGGCUAGUGCACAGCUCUAUUCGAGCCAGUUUUUCGUUCAUUUACAAAGACUUGAGAUUUACCCUCGUUGGCUUGUCAAGUGGACUUUAUUGUUGCGAAUCCAAAUCGAGAUGGAAGAGAAUAGCUCAUUGUGCAGACAUUACCAAGAUCCAUGUCGAUACCAACACCGGUAUUGUGGUUGUGCUCACAGACAAACAGUUGAGGUACUACUUGAUCCACCAGAUUUUGAAUGUUUAUAGUGAAAUCUCCACCGAACUAAGCGCAGUUGCCUUGUCCAACAGUUCCGUAUCAUUUUUUAGUAUGGCGGUGCAUAAGAACAUAACAAUGUUAUUUUUGGCAAAGCGGAAAGGAAGUCUGACCAGCUUCAAAGUAUUAAUACCAGAAACCGAUAACAAUGGUGUAUUCAGUCGCUUUAAGAAUGACCGUAAAUUCUUUAUCGAGGCAGAAUGCUAUGGUAUUUCAAUAUUUAAUUCCUCUUUUGCUGUGCAUACUGACAAAGGUUUCGAGAUUUUAGAUUUAGACAAAAUGGUACCUCGUUCGGUACCUGAUUUACCCCUGUUGGAGUUGGAAAAUGGAGGUAACUACACCACCAACAACAGCAACAACAACAACAACAACAAUGGCAGCAAGAGGAGCCAAUUUACGAGAAACUCUUCAACAAAAUCAGCGCUGUCAUUAACUCCAUCUACGCCCAGCGCAGUAGUGGAUAAUAUAAAGAAACUAAUACUUUCUUCGCGUGUGAUGCCGUUGGGAAUGUUCAAGCUAAACAACAAUCUGGAGUUUCUUUUAGUUUAUGAUGAUUUUGCAAUUUUUAUUAACAAAUAUGGGAAAUUGUCCCGGUAUGUAAUUCUUAUCUUUGACUUUAAAGCAAAAUCAGCAUAUUUCAGGAACAAUGACUUGUUCUUGAUCAAAGAUGACGUUUUAGAAGUACUUUCUAUCAGCGAUUUUCCCAAAGGCACAAACAAGUUCGUUCAAGUGAUUACUGGAAGAGACAUUAGAUUGGUUUCAAGUGCCGAAAGCGAGAAUAUCACAAUUGCCAUGGCAAACCCACUUGUACCAGGUAUGCAGUUAUUUUUUAAUAUGGUUCCAAAACCGGAUAGAACCAUUAGAUGA
Messenger RNA from Lodderomyces elongisporus, 4806 nucleotides. RefSeq names its product Rho family guanine nucleotide exchange factor (gene TUS1). The transcript has a single exon. NCBI's taxonomy places the organism in Eukaryota, Fungi, Ascomycota, Pichiomycetes, Serinales, Debaryomycetaceae. Bases 1 to 4806 code for a protein of 1601 amino acids. The record is from RefSeq and is a predicted model, not a curated record. Gene Ontology annotation, molecular function: guanyl-nucleotide exchange factor activity.